Molecule: messenger RNA, 2726 nt
Organism: Annulohypoxylon maeteangense
Lineage: Eukaryota; Fungi; Ascomycota; Sordariomycetes; Xylariales; Hypoxylaceae
Product: vacuolar protein sorting-associated protein 16
Exons: 5
Coding region: 135-2618 (827 amino acids)
Biological process (GO): vacuole fusion, non-autophagic; endosomal transport; intracellular protein transport
Cellular component (GO): lysosomal membrane; cytoplasm; HOPS complex
Molecular function (GO): actin binding
Source: RefSeq, a predicted model, not a curated record
UUAUCCGAUGUUGUUGCCCAAGCUUAACUUCGAUCAUUCAUCUUCCUGCCAUUAAAAGAACAAUACUCACAUAUAAUCAUGUCGCAUUUCUGAAUUUGGAACGUGUUCACCGGCUGUUCGACUAUGAUACUAAGAUGGAAGCGACGCAUCCAACUGCCGGUUGGGAGAAGGUAGGAGAUAGGUUUUACCGCAAGACUCAGCUGUAUACCGCAAUCUUCGACCAGGAUCUUGACUUGGAUAACUAUAUCGUCGCUGGAGCUCCAUAUGGCGGUGCCAUAGCAAUAUGUCGAGAUGACACCAAGAUCAUCUCUUACCAGCCUUCCAAAUCGUCAAAGCCCAGCAUUGACAUAUACAGCUGUGCUGGUAAACUGUUAAAAAGCAUCGCCUGGGAUAAAGGAUCUAUCAAAGGCCUUGGUUGGUCUGAAGACGAGAAGCUUUUGGUUGUGAGCUACGAUGGGACUGUGAGAUGUUAUUACAACCUGCAAGGGGAUUUUACACAAUUCUCUCUCGGCCGCGAGGCUGAAGAUUUCGGCAUUCAUUCAUGUCGUUUCUAUGACCAUGGUAUGGUUGCUUUACUCACAAACAACGCCCUCAUAUCAGUAUCCUCAUACGACGAGCCACGGCCAAAAACGCUCGCGUCGCCACCAGAAGGAGAAGUUCAUGCUUGGGCUAUUAUCUCGCCCAGUUUUACGUUAUCGAGAUCGGUGGAGGUACUAUUGAGUAUCGACAAGACGGUUUAUACUGUGGAUAAAACUGAAUGCGAAGAUCGAUUCUUAGACAUUGGUCCAUUUUCGCACAUCAGUGUAUCCCCAAAUGGGAAGUUUGCGGCACUCUAUGCUGCAGAUGGAAAAGCUCACGUGAUCACCGCUGAUUUCCAGAGUCGGUUGAGUGAACACGAUUCCCGAUCUCAACUUACUCCUAAAUAUCUGGAGUGGUGCGGAAACGAUGCAGUUGUUAUAGCAUGGGAGGACGAGGUGAAUGUUGUAGGGCCCAAUGCUGCAGUAGCAAGCUACGUUUACGAAGGCCGUGUCCAUGUAAUUGCAGAUCACGAUGGUGUUAGGCUUAUCACUAAUGACGUCUGUGAUUUUAUCCAGAAAGUGCCGGACGUUAUAGAAGAAGUGUUCCGCUACGGCAGCCAGUCGCCUGCUUCCGUCUUACUCGAUGCUGUAGAGCAGCUUGAGAACCAGUCUCCAAAGGCUGAUGAUAAUAUCCAGCUUAUUAGGCCUAAUCUCGUUGAAGCUGUCGACACUUGUGUUGCUGCUGCUGGAUAUGAGUUUAACAUCCAUUGGCAGAAGCAACUUCUCAAGGCUGCCUCGUUCGGAAAAUCGGUGCUUGAUAUCUACAACAGCGACGAUUUCGUGGACAUGUGCGAAACCUUGCGAGUAAUUAAUGCUGUAAGAUACUACGAAAUUGGCCUGCCCUUAUCUUAUGAACAGUUCCAACGCCUCACUCCUGAGGGGCUUAUCCAAAGACUCAUCAAUCGCCAUGAAUAUUUACUCGCACUUCGUAUUGCCGGGUAUCUUCGUUUACCUACAGAUCGUAUAUACGUUCACUGGGCAUCAGCUAAAGUCCGAAUGGGCACGGAAGACGACGACUCAAUCUGCCGAUUAGUUGUAGAGAAGCUUUCAGGCAAGCCAGGAAUCUCAUUUGAGUCCAUUGCCCGCGCCGCCUACGAUGAAGGUCGUGGCAGACUAGCAACAGAGCUUCUAAACCACGAGCCUCGCGCGGGACGACAAGUACCGCUCCUCCUCAGCAUGGAGGAAGACGAGAUAGCUCUUGACAAGGCGAUCGAAAGUGGCGACUCCGAUCUAAUUCUGUUUGUACUUCUUCAGCUGAAAAAGAAGCUCCCAUUAGCAUCCUUCUUCCGUGUAAUCAACGCACGGCCCACGGCCACUGCUCUCGUAGAAUCAUCGGCGACGUUGGAGAACGAUAAUACAUUGCUUAAGGAUCUAUACUAUCAAGAUGACCGUCGGGUGGAUGGUGCCGGCGUGUUCAUCCGCGAGGCAUUGCGCCAGUUCGAUGCACGCACAGCGGGCGACAAGCUAACACUCGCCGCUAAAUUACUAUCCGAUUCGAGAGAGAACCACUUCGAGCUGGCAGCCUUGAAGGAAGCAGCAGCGCUUUUACGCAUGCAAGAAGCCUUAGACCGAGAUUUGACGGACACGUUUACUGGCUUGAGUGUCAACGAGACGUUGUUCAAGUUGAUUCGUCUUGGCUACCAUAAUAAGGCCAAGAAAGUCCAGAGCGAAUUUAAGGUCCCGGAGAAGGUGGCCUGGUGGACCCGGCUACGCGCGCUUGUCGCGAAGCGAGACUGGAACGAAAUCGAGGACAUCGCUAAGAGCAGAAAAAGCCCGAUUGGGUGGGAGCCCUUCUUCAACCAAAUCUUACAAGCGGGCAACGCUCGCCUCGCGGCCGUCUUCAUCCCCAAGUGCACGAACCUGGAACCCGGCGCCGCUAUCACCAUGUACGAGAAGUGCGGCAUGCGCGUUAAGGCCGCGGAGGAGGCCGUCAAGGCGAAAGACGCUGAUGCGUGGACAAGGCUGCUUGAGGCGGCUGGGAAAAACACGCCGGAGGGGAGAGAUAUCGAGAGGUUGGGAGCUCAGGUGUUUAAGAAGUAAAUUUGUUAGGAAGAUCGAGAAAUCGCUUGCGGAAGUUAGUACGAUAGGUAGGGGUUAGUCCUUAGAGAAGGUAGAUAAUUAUAUUCAUUGCUACGGCAUCAUUUUGAA